Pelobates fuscus (common spadefoot toad) is the source of this 2183-nucleotide messenger RNA. It is a transcript of the gene SLC13A1, whose product is annotated as solute carrier family 13 member 1. Gene Ontology annotation, molecular function: sodium:sulfate symporter activity. Bases 35 to 1963 code for a protein of 642 amino acids. Gene Ontology annotation, cellular component: membrane. The transcript is spliced from 17 exons. Gene Ontology annotation, biological process: transmembrane transport. NCBI's taxonomy places the organism in Eukaryota, Metazoa, Chordata, Amphibia, Anura, Pelobatidae. The record is from RefSeq and is a predicted model, not a curated record.
UCCUCUGAGUAAACAGAGUCCGCUCUUCGUUACAAUGCGGAUUCUUAGUAACUUGUGGAUGUACCUAUGGAUGUACCGAAGGCUGAUAUUGAUUGUUUUAACCCCGCUGUGUUUGCUGCCUGUUCCUCUAGUCAUUCAAACAAAAGAAGCAGAAUGUGCAUUUGUUUUGUUUGUGGUUGCUGUUUUUUGGCUCUCCGAAGCUUUGCCCCUGUCUGUGACGGCUUUUAUGCCCGCAUUGAUGUUCCCUUUGUUCGGAAUUCUUUCAUCUAAAACAAUUGCAUCCACUUAUUUUAAGGAUUUUCAUCUGCUGCUAACAGGUGUCAUUUGUUUGGCAACCUCAAUAGAAAAAUGGAACUUGCACAAACGGAUUGCUUUACGGAUGGUUAUGUUGGUAGGGGUAAAUCCUGCAUGGCUUAUGCUUGGAUUCAUGUUCAGCGCAGCCUUCUUGUCCAUGUGGCUUAGCAACACCUCAACCGCUGCCAUGGUGAUGCCAAUCGUGGAGGCUGUAGCACAGCAAAUUAUUAAUGCAGACGCAGAAGUGGAAGCCAUGCAAAUCAGUUCAUCAGGUGGCAUUAACAAUGAAGCAUUAGAACUUGAUGAAUGCAGCACUGAAAUUGAUCUAAAUUGUGAGAAAACUGAGAAGCAUAUUAAUGGGUUCACUAACGGGUCUGUGACCAAGGGCAGCUGUGAGAAAGAGAUGUAUCUGGAAGAAGAAUUUUCAAACGGAGCUUGCGAUUUGCACAAAAAAGAGCUAGAAGAAGAUAUUCAAGAGGACAAACUAGGAUCAUCAGAAAAGCGAUACAGAAGUAAAAAAGACCACAUGAUGUGCAAAGCCAUGUGUUUAUGUAUUGCUUACUCAUCUACGAUUGGAGGUCUGACCACCAUCACAGGGACUUCGACCAAUCUAAUUUUUGCUGAGCAAUUUCAAACGCGUUAUCCAGAAUGCACAGAAAUCAAUUUUGGAACUUGGUUCGUGCUGUGUAUUCCAAUCACCGUCAUUCUGUUAAUCUUAUCGUGGUUCUGGCUACAAUGGCUUUUCCUUGGAUUCAGCUUUCAGGAAAUGUUCAAGUGCGGCAAACAAAAAACCCAACGAGAAAUAGCUUCGGCAAAGGUGAUCAAGGAUGAAUACGAUAGACUAGGUCCUAUAAGCUAUCAAGAAAUUGUGACACUCAUUAUAUUUGUUUUAAUGGCCCUGUUGUGGUUUACAAGAGACCCUGGGUUCUUCCCUGGAUGGGCUGCCCUCUUUCCUCAAUAUAAAGGCUAUGCAACCGAUUCUACAGCCGCCUUGCUUAUGGGUCUAAUUUUCUUCAUUAUCCCGGCGUAUCCUUCAAAGAAGGCAACUGCUGGAAAAACAAAUUCUUUUGACUAUGAACCGCUGAUUACCUGGAAGGAAUUUCAAGCCUGCAUGCCAUGGGAUAUAGCUAUUCUGGUAGGAGGUGGAUUUGCACUUGCACAAGGCUGUGAGGAUUCAGGGCUAUCUCUAUGGAUUGGAAGCAAGAUGACCCCCUUGGGAUCCCUCCCUAUAUGGAUUGUGGUUCUGAUUGCAUGCAUAAUUGUGACAUCCGUAACGGAGGUUGCCAGCAAUCCUGCUACCAUCACAAUAUUCCUACCAAUAUUAGCUCCUCUGGCUGAAGCAAUAUCAGUGAACCCUCUUUACAUCCUCAUUCCAACAACACUGUGCACCUCGUUUGCGUUCCUCCUUCCUGUAGCAAACCCACCAAAUGCGAUUGUGUAUUCCUAUGGUCAUCUACAAGUUAUGGACAUGGUAAAAGCUGGUUUGGGCAUUAACAUUUUAGGAGUUCUCGUUGUGAUGCUUGCUAUAUCAACAUGGGCAAUCCCGAUGUUCAAUCUUCAAACCUAUCCUUCUUGGGCACCUAUUAUCACUCCAACAAACAGUACAUUUACAACUGUACAACCUUCCAACAUUACAGAAACUGUCAUCGCACUCCUGUCUCAAAAAUAAUUGUAGAAAUAUGCAUAUUUUCACUAGCAAUAUCUAAUGUAAAAAAAAAAAAAAAUGACCUGUGCAUGACAAACACUGAAAGUAUUGAUGCUUUCACUAACUCCCCUUAACAUCAAUAGGCCCUUGACUUAGUACCUCGCAGAAUCAUCGGCAGAGAUCCGUGCAUGAAGAUACAGCUGUCGUUACCACUAAUAGAGGGGAAUAAAUUGCAUCAAAACAA